AUGUUCAACCAGCUACAAGAACAUAUUGACAUACUAAAUGGGGAACUAAGAAGGAGAAUAUUGAAGAGGAGGAAGGAGAAGAAAAAGAGGAAGGAGAUCUAUAGAAUAUCAGCCUCACUAAAGGAGAAACUGAGAAGGAGAAUAAUGAAGAGGAAGCAGAAGAAGGAGAAGAUUGUGAAUGAUCACGGUUUGAAGAUGGUGAAUGUGUGUAUUGAAGAUCUGUUUGAGAAGAUUGAUGAUGUUGACAAGGAUGAGGGCCAGAUUGAAGAUGAGAAUAUGGAGGUGGAUGUGGACAAUGUGGACCAUAUUGAGGAUCAGAAUGUGGAGAAUGUGGAUCAGAUUGAUGAUAAUGAAAAUAUUGAGGUGGAGAAGGGGGUGGAGAAGGGGGUGGAUGAUCUAGAGAAGAAUGAUGAAGAUUUGGUGAUUGAGAAGGUGGAGGGCCAGAUUGGGGAUGAGAAGGUGGUGGAGGUGGAGAAUGUGGACCAGAUUGAGGACAAUGAAAAUAUUGAGGUGGAGAAGGGGGUGGAUGAUCUGGAGAAGAAUGAUGAAGAUUUGGUGAUUGAGAAGGUAGAGGGCCAGAUUAUGAUUGAGAAGCUGGAUGGAGUGAUGAUUGAGAAGUUGGAUGGAGUGGUGAUUGACAAGGGGGAGAAAUAUGAUGUUUUUGUGGAGGACAAUAAGAAGAAUGUGCAGAAGCAUAAGGUGGACAAGGAGGAGUAA
Molecule: messenger RNA, 717 nt
Organism: Impatiens glandulifera
Lineage: Eukaryota; Viridiplantae; Streptophyta; Magnoliopsida; Ericales; Balsaminaceae
Product: eukaryotic translation initiation factor 5B-like
Exons: 4
Coding region: 1-717 (238 amino acids)
Source: RefSeq, a predicted model, not a curated record